AAAGUAAUGUGUCAAAGUAGUCGAUUAUUUCUGUUCAGUUUUGUGGCUCUAUCGAAACACGUGCGACCUACAUUUUUGUUUUAAUUUUUCGCAACGUAUUUAAAAGGGUAGAAAGAUUUUAUGAUGAACGACACGAAGGAGAGCAAGUUGUCCCUAGAGCCCUGCAACGGGAUCGUCUUUGAGGGACCGUUCAACCGCUCCGUGAGCAGGAAGCUUGUCAUCGGGAAUCCGAGCGGUUCGCAGAGGGUUGCCUUCAAGAUGAAGACCACCACCCCGAAACUGUUCUUUGUACGUCCCAACAUCGGAGUUUUGGAACCUGGUCAGAAGGUCAACGUGGACAUCUUCAUGCAGCCGAUUCUCCAGGAACCGCCACAAAAGCGCCACAAAUUUCUCCUGUUGGCGGCCGAAGCAACUGAUGACAUGAGCGACCUGCCGCAAUUCUGGAGGCUGCAAACGCCGGAAAGCAUCUGGGAGACCAAGAUCCGGUGUGAUCUGAUCCCGUUCAAGGAGGAGCAGUAUCGUCAGGCGGGCGGAGGAAGAGCCCCAUCCGCUUUGGACACCAAGGGAGGCGAGGACACCUUCGAUGUCCAGGAAGUCAGCGAUCCGAUGGCCAAGUUGCUCAAGCAGGUCAGCAUGCUGGAGGACGAGCGCUUAGUUCUUAAGGAGGAGCUCGACAUCUUGCGCGACCAGACGAUCGGAUCAAACCAUUCUGGACAGGGGAUGAUGAAUCGUUCGCGCCAAGGACGCAGCACUUUCAUCUACGUGGCCGCCUUCAUACUUACCAUCUUGGCCGCCAUCGGAGGCGCCUUUUAUGGCAAGAACUAUUUGUGAAACACUCAUCCACGCACGGCAUGCUUAGAACCAAGCCAAAUUAUACGAAAAUUUGUUGUCAAUUAAAACAAAUAACGAUUUAGGUCUUUUCGAUUGGCCCUCUAUGUCUCAAA
This is a messenger RNA of Drosophila elegans, 944 nucleotides long. RefSeq names its product vesicle-associated membrane protein-associated protein B/C. The coding region runs from base 121 to 831 and encodes 236 amino acids. The record is from RefSeq and is a predicted model, not a curated record. Gene Ontology annotation, molecular function: FFAT motif binding. Lineage: Eukaryota; Metazoa; Arthropoda; Insecta; Diptera; Drosophilidae. The transcript has a single exon. Gene Ontology annotation, cellular component: endoplasmic reticulum membrane; plasma membrane. Gene Ontology annotation, biological process: endoplasmic reticulum membrane organization.